AUGUGUGUAUUAUGUCUAUAUUAAAGAUGAAGCAACUGAGUCUGAGAUAUAUUUGCUUGCCUAGGGUCCCUAAAAAUUCAGGGCUGAGAUGCAGUUUGAAGCAGGGAGCUCCCAGUCCAAUUCAUUUAACCAACACCCUACCUCGGGGUAAACCUCCUGACUUUGCCCCUUUUUAACAUGUCCAUCAUCUUGGUGUUCUUUGUAGGGGAAGAAUACGGCUUGUGUGUUGAAAUUUAUCACACCUACAGAGAACAUGGGGCUGAUGGGAGGAUCCAAAAUUAUGGAGAACCGGACAAGACUAACUAAAACGGACCUCUACUCCAGACUGAACUUGCCACCAGGCUUCGAGCCCAAGCAAGAUCUGAAGGAUAGCACCAAUUUAGUGGAGGUGCAGAUCGUCCUCAUCUGUGCCUACUGCGUCAUCAUUUUGCUCGGGUUAGUGGGCAACUCCUUGGUGAUUCACGUGGUGAUCAAGUUCAAGAGCAUGCGCACAGUGACCAACUUCUUCAUUGCCAACUUGGCCGUGGCCGAUCUGCUGGUGAACACGCUCUGCCUGCCAUUCACAUUAGUUUACACAUUGCUGGGAGAAUGGAAGCUGGGUUCUGUGCUGUGCCACCUCGUGCCGUACGCCCAAGGCCUUGCCGUUCAGGUAUCCAUAGUGACGUUGACUGUGAUAGCCUUGGACCGGCACCGCUGCAUUGUGUAUCACCUCGAGAGCAAAAUUUCCAAGAGGAUCAGCUUCUUGAUCAUUGGGGUGGCCUGGGCUGUCAGUGCCAUCUUGGCCAGUCCUCUGGCUAUCUUCCGGGAGUAUUUCUCCAUUGAGCUCAACCAGGACUUGAAGAUGGUGGUCUGCGCUGAGGCCUGGCCCAGGGAAGGGCUGGUCAAUUAUGGCACCAUUUACAGCGUCUUGAUGUUCCUGAUCCAAUAUGUCUUGCCUCUGGCCAUCAUCUCCUAUGCCUAUAUCCGUAUCUGGAGUAAGCUAAAGAACCACAUCAGUCCUGGGGCGGCGGGGGACCAUUACCACCAGAGGCGUCGGAAAACUACCAAGAUGCUGGUGUGUGUCGUGGUGGUGUUUGGGGUCUGCUGGCUGCCCUUCCACAUCUUUCAACUUGUCAGCGAUAUUGACGGCAGCGUGUUGCAUUUGCAGGAAUACAAACUGAUCUACACACUCUUUCAUGUCAUUGCUAUGUGCUCCACUUUUGCCAACCCACUCCUCUAUGGCUGGAUGAACAGCAACUACAGAACAGCUUUCCUGACUGCUUUCCGGUGUGAACAGCGGCUGGAUUCCAUCCACCCAGAGGUAUCGCCUGCACUGAAAGCCAAGAAAAAGCUGGAAGCCAAGGAGGAGCAUUGCAGUGGACCCCCGUUUUCUCAGCCUACAAGUGUCUAGGGGGGGGGGUCAAACUAGAUGUGGCAGUGGGCGUACACAUACACAUAUCCGUCGCUCUUUCUCUUUUUGCAGCUAACAGGUAUGGUGGCGAUAUGGAUUGGGACCAGGGGCAGAGGGGGAGAAAAGCCAUUUAACCUUUCCCUUGUGCCAUCUUCCUGAUGGAAAUUGCUCCUCCCAGCUGGCAUUUGCCCUGAUAGGAAAAGCAAAGGUGCAAGUAGCAGAUGGUGGGGCCAGGGGGUCAUGAGUAGGAAAACAAUGCAGGCAGAAAGGGUUAAGCCCCUUUCCCUUGUGGCUCUGGCCCAAUCCUCACCCAAUUUGCAUUUGCAUUUAAAGAGAGAGAAGUGCAUUCACACAUCUCUAUUGCACUUCUUGUUUGACCCCAAGAAAGCAGUGAAGCUGGACAAGGAAUGUGAGUGAGCGCCAGGGGAAAUAGUUUCAUGCUGAUGCAUUGUUGGAUGUGCUCAGAUGUACUGUUGACUCAUAUAAAUCUUAUGAACUGGGUGCAAUUUGAGAACAUUUCCAAGGCCAUUUGUCAUCAAGUAUAAUGUCAACUCCAAAGAACUAUAAAAGACUAAGCCAGUGUUUGGUUGCGUACAGUGAAUUCAGAAGCACAGCCAGCAGUAACGCAGAAGAAACGGGUUGGCCAUUGUCAAUGCACAUUUUAAAAAGUGGAGGAGAUAAGACAUUGGUAGUUGGAGGCAGAUGACAAUAAACAUUUGACUGCUUGGAACAUUGCACAGUCCUUUUAGGCCACAGGAUCAAACUACCCUCUAGUGGCAAAGCUGCAAAUGGCUGUUGAAGUUCAAACUUGCUGCAUCUUCCUUUCUGAAAGAAGUGGGUUUCCUAAAAGACUUUACAUGAAAGAUGUGUUUCCCUAUUGAAGUUAGAAACAAGGUCAGUGAAACACCUACUUUUUAGCCAUUUGCAAUGAAGCAAUGAAAUUCUGGAAGGGCAAACCACAGAUUUCAAGAUUAGGCUUCUAUUAGCACCACACUUGAAGUUUGUAUAAUGAAAGUGGUACCCAGCUUGGUAUUGUGCAAUCAGUUACUGAUGGAUUGAGCACCUGCAAGGCAUCCUGUGAACCCUGUGUGCCAGCUUGGCCCUGUGACCGUGGAUUCCUGGGGCCGUAGGUGACAUGCAGCGUGCAUGGCCCUGGCACUGAAAUUUAUGGGUGCCCAGCCCUUUCAUGGGGAAUUUUGUGGGUGCUUGGGCACCCAGGACCUCAGGAAGUUUGCACUUAUGCUGUGAACUGUUUUUUAAGUCCUUUUUGGGAAGGAGAAGGUCAGGGGGGGGGAGAGUUUUACAUUAAAGUGGUCCAAACUUUUCUGCAAUUGGUUCUGACAGAAGUGGACAUUUCUUUGUUCCUUUACAAUGAUUUUGUGCUAUUCAUCCGCUCACCAAUAGCACCAUGCUUAUUUCUUCUGCUAAUUUAUUUUAGCAGAGACCAAAAACUAGCCCUCUCAAUGAUCCUAGCGCUCAGCUAUUUUGCAGUUCUGUCUUGUACCCCUUCCCUCUGCCUUUUCAGACCAGUGUUGCAAAAAAUUUAACAGGAUGCACUGGGGGGGGGGCUGCGGUGCCAAUUCAUGGUUUUUCAAACAUUUCAGUUAAAAAUCUGAGCCUGCCAAUGGGAAAAUUAGUAAUGGAUGAGGAACUAAGAAGUAAAGCAAGUGUACUGGUGUGGAUCCCUGUUUUAUUCUCAAGGCAAGUCUGGGUAUUUUGGGUGCAUACAUACCUUUAUAUGAGGAAACUGCAAAUGCUUGAACUUUCAGGUAUCUUAUAGUCUGACCCAUACCUGAGUGAUUGAAGGCAAUCCUGUUUGUUCUCAGUGGUGUUAAAUUGACUCAGAUAUUAGUAUUCAUUUUAAAUGGAUUGCAGAUUGAGCUGCUGGCACUGUUAACACAUCAAGCUUGAAACUCUUCCUGCUUU
This is a messenger RNA of Zootoca vivipara (common lizard), 3316 nucleotides long. RefSeq names its product neuropeptide Y receptor Y2 (gene NPY2R). Lineage: Eukaryota; Metazoa; Chordata; Lepidosauria; Squamata; Lacertidae. The record is from RefSeq and is a predicted model, not a curated record. Gene Ontology annotation, cellular component: membrane. Gene Ontology annotation, biological process: G protein-coupled receptor signaling pathway. Gene Ontology annotation, molecular function: neuropeptide Y receptor activity.